AUUCACGCAGAAAUCGCACGCGUACUAAUCUAGGUAGACAAGCCCCAUACCGCGCAGUACGGUGCAGUGCGGUGUGGUACGGCGCAGUUCGGCGCGGUUACAUACUAAGCCUCUGAUCUUUAUAACUCCGAAUCUGGCGGCAUUCCACCACUAUGGCAGUGCCAGCGACGCCUGACUCCGUCAGGCACGUUCCUUCUGACCCCGUCGCAGCGGCGCUGGCGGCGGCAGCAGCGGCGAGCCCAACCGUGAAGCGCGCCGAGCUGAGAGCCGCCGUGAGGGAGCUUCGCGACCGUUGCCUUUUCCAGGCGUCCGCGUGGGCAGCAGAGCAGCUCGUAGGCCUACCUGCCGUGCCCUCUCAGCAACCCCCAGAAGCAGCACCAGCAGACACCAGAGAGCAGAGAGGAGGAGAAGCGCAAGCAGGAGAAGCCAAAGCAGCUCAGCAGACCGAGAAGGCAUACGCAGGAGAAGCAGCAGAGGCGAAAGGAGAGGCAACAGGGGCGAAAGGAGGGGCGGACGGAGAGACCAAGGGUGGGGUGAGAGGGGAGCAAGCGGAGGAGGAGGAUGCGGACGAGGUGUUGUUUGCGCGGUCGCUCUUUGAUGUGAGGGAGUUCCGACGGGCAGCACAUGUCCUGCAAGGGGUGGCGGGGAGAACAGCGCUGUUUUUAAGGAAUUAUGCCCUGUACCUGGCAGGGGAGAAGUGCAAGGAGGAGAUCAUUCUCGAGACCUCCUCCCAGCAGCAGAACCUGCCCAGCACCCAGCAGCAGCAGCACCCGCCCAUAGCCCCCCACCCCUCCACCUCUUCCCCCGACAAUUCCGACUCUCCUGUGGCCAAUCCCGAGCUGCCACGCGUCCUGGCUGAGCUGGAGCGGGAGCGGGCGGCGGGGAGGCUGGAUGCUUGGGGGAGGUAUCUUCUGGGGGUGGUGUUGGCGCAGAGAGGGAGGGAGGGGGAGGCGCGGGCGGUGCUGUGUGAGAGCGUGAGGGAGUACCCGUGGAACUGGGCGGCAUGGCAACAGAUCGAGGCCCUGUGCCUAGACUACGACACCUACCUCUCGCUCCUCCCCGCCCUCCCCACUCACUGGAUGACCCUCUUCUCCCUCUCCUCCCUCCUCCUCUCCCUCCACCGCAACUCCGAAGCCCUCACUCUCUGCCUCCACCUCGCCUCCCCCCCUUCCUCCUCCCCCUCCCCCUCCUCCUCUCUCUCAACUGGUGAACCAGGGAGGGGUGAUGAAAUUAGUGAGAGGAGAGGAGGGGCAGCAGCAGCAGCAGGAGGAGAAGGAGAAACAGCAAGAGGGCUAGGGGACGGAGGAGGAGGAGGAGGAGGAGGAGGAGGAGGGGGAGCAGGAGGGGGGGAGGGAGGGGGAGGGGGAGGGUUUCCUCACAGCACCUGGGUGGCAGCAGCAACAGCGACAGCUCACUACAACCUGAGGGACUUUGACUCGGCAGAAGCAGUGUUCACAGAGUUGACUUCCGUUGACCCGUGUAGACUGGAGGCCAUGGACACGUUUUCCAACAUAUUAUACGUCAAGGAGGACUUUGCGGGGCUCAGCCACCUGGCACACAGGGUGACCUGCAUAGACAAGUACCGUCCUGAGACGUGCUGCAUUGUGGGCAACUACUUCUCCCUCAAGGGCCGCCACGAGCGCGCAGUCGCCUACUUCCGCCGCGCCUUGCGCCUCGACCGCCGCUACCUGUCGGCGUGGACGCUCAUGGGGCACGAGUACGUGGAGCUGAAGAACAGCGCGGGGGCGAUUCAGUCGUACCGGCGGGCCGUGGAUAUCAACCCGAGGGACUACCGCGCGUGGUACGGGCUCGGGCAGACGUACGAGAUCCUCGCCAUGCCCUGCUACGCGCUCUACUACUACCGUAAAGCGGCCUCUCUGCGACCCCACGACUCGCGCAUGUGGUGUGCCAUGGGGCAGUGCUACGAGGCUCAGCAACUGCAGCAGCCCCAAGCAGCCGUCCGGUGCUAUCGCCGCGCCAUCGCCAGCAAUGAGAGCGAGGGGCUGGCGCUGCACAAGCUGUCUAAACUCUAUGAGGGCAUGGGGCAGAUGAGGCAUGCGGCGCACUUUUACAAGCGCAAUUUGGACCGCAUGGACGGGGAGCAGGUGGAGGGGCCGGAGCUGGUGGAGGCACUUCUCUUCCUGGCCACGUACCACCGCUCCCAGGGGGACUUUGCCGAGGCCGAGAGAUACUCCACACGCCUGCUGGACUUUGGCGGCCCUGCGAAGGAAGAUGCCAAGGCUCUUCUGAGGGAGAUUCGGAGCGUGCACCACCACCAGCAUCAGCAGCACCAUCACGGCAUGGGGACACUGGGUUCAUUGGGGUUUGAAGAUGAGGAUGAGGAUGAGGAGGAGGAUGGUGAUGAUGGUGGUGACGAUGGAGAUGAAGAGAUGGACCUUGAGGGCAGUUUUUAGCUGGUUCGGAAAUAAUUUCAAGGAUUCAUUGUGGCGAUGUGCGAUUUAUGUACAAGCCUGACAAAACAAGGUUGGAAAAUGCCGGUAAACGACUGAGUUGAGAUGGUUUGUUUGUAUUAUACAAGGUUAGACCCAAGCGUGUUGAAUGAAGUAUGUGGAGAGGGUUCAACUGUCGCAAUCUAUUGGGGACAUUGUUCAUUUGUGUAUUUGAUAUUUCCGUGGUGUCUUAAAACCACAGGCU
This is a messenger RNA of Closterium sp. NIES-67, 2655 nucleotides long. Lineage: Eukaryota; Viridiplantae; Streptophyta; Zygnematophyceae; Desmidiales; Closteriaceae. The record is from the annotation of a GenBank genome assembly.